Messenger RNA from Quercus lobata, 3285 nucleotides. Its product is annotated as TMV resistance protein N-like. The record is from RefSeq and is a predicted model, not a curated record. The transcript has 5 exons. Gene Ontology annotation, biological process: defense response. Gene Ontology annotation, molecular function: ADP binding. NCBI's taxonomy places the organism in Eukaryota, Viridiplantae, Streptophyta, Magnoliopsida, Fagales, Fagaceae. Bases 1 to 3285 code for a protein of 1094 amino acids.
AUGGGUCACUUUGCUCGAGAUUGUCGAUUCAAGUGGAGAAUGGCUCAAGGAAAUAUAGCGAUAUCCUACAACCAAGAAGAUGACAGCGAAGGAGAAUGGGUUGUUGAAUCAUCUCUUGCUGUGACAAAGCUAGUUGAAGAAGCAAAAAAGGAGGAAGCAAUGCUACUAGUCUUAAAGGAAGAUGAAGAGAAAAUGCCUAAGAGCAUGGGGGACUACACUGAAUUUGAGUUUAUCCAAGGAAUUGUUGAAGAGAUUGCAAAUUCUAAAUUAAACCGGAUGCCAUUAUUUGUUGCUAAAUACCCAAUUGGAAUAAAUUCUCGCGUAGAGGCCAUAAAAUUGCUUUUAGAUAUUGAGUCAAAUGAUGUUCGUAUGGUAGGUAUCUAUGGCCUUGGUGGAAUCGGUAAAACUACAAUCAUAAAAGCUGUUUACAACAGAAUUUUUAAUUACUUUGAAGGGAGAAGUUUUCUAGAGAAUGUUAGAGAGAGGUCAGAGACAAACGAAGGCAUAAUCCAACUACAAGAGACACUUCUUUUUGAGAUCUUAGGAGAUAGGAGCUUGAAGGUGUGUAGCCUAUCUAGAGGAACCAACAUGAUAAAUGAAAUUCUUUGUCACAAGAGGGUUCUUAUAAUUCUUGAUGAUGUGGAUAAAUUGGACCAGAUAGAAAAAUUGCUUGGAAAAUGUGAUUGGUUUGCUUCUGGAAGUAGAAUAAUUAUAACAACAAGAGAUAAACACUUACUAGCUCAUCUUGGAAAUGGUCUUUUAACUUAUGAGGUUCAAGAAUUAGAUGAAUGUGAAGCUACUGAACUCUUGAGUGAGCAUGCCUUCAGAAGAAACAAACCCAGUGAUGAUUAUUUGGAACUUGUAAAUGAAGUUAUACGCUACGCCAAAGGCCUUCCACUAGCUCUAGUAGUAAUGGGUGCUGAUUUGUAUGGAAGAACUACACUUGAAUGGAAAAGUGCUUUAGAUAAGUACAGAAAAAUACCUAAUAGAGAUAUUCAAAAAAUACUAAAAAUAAGUUAUGAGGGAUUAGAAGAUACUGAACAAAAUAUUUUUCUUGAUAUUGCAUGUUUCUUCAAGGGACGUUACAUGGAUUAUGUUGUGGAUAUACUAGAAGCUUGUGAUUUAUACCCAUUAUACGGUAUUCCAAAACUUAUUGAUAAGUGUCUCAUGAUGGUUGAUCAAUAUAAAUGUUUGAUGAUGCAUGACUUGGUACAAAAAAUGGGUAGGGAAAUCGUUCGACAAGAGUCACCUCAAAAUCCUGGAGAACGUAGCAGAGUGUGGCGUUAUAAGGAUGCUCUUGACAUGCUGACUGAAAAUACGGGGUCAGAUAAAAUUCAAGGCAUAAUGUUGUACUUGCCCACACCAACAAAGGUGAAGUUAGAGGUGCAAUUUUUCAAGAUGAAAAAUCUCAGAUUGCUUAUGAUUGAUAAUGUACAUAGUUGUGGGCACCUUAAAUAUCUUCCCAAUGGACUAAGGUUACUUGUUUGCAGUAACUGUAUAUUAUCUUCAUUGCCAUCCAAUUUUUGUCCUAAAAAAUUGGUUGUACUCAAUGCGUCUGGUAGCCGAUUAGAGAAACCAUUCAUGCAGAUUUUUCCGUGUAAAACCUUGACAUAUGUGGAUUUUAGUUGGUGUGAACUCAUUAGGAAAAUACCUGACUUAUCAAUGACCCCAAACAUAAAGGAAUUGAACCUUAGUUAUUGUAGAAAUUUAGUUGAGGUUUAUGACUCUGUUGGGUGUCUUGCUAAGCUUGAAGAAUGGGUCCUCCAUGAUUGCACUAAACUUGAAAUUCUUCCCAGCUGUCUCAUGAUGAAAUCUCUUAUAUCUUUUGAUCUUUCACUUUGCUCAAGCCUUAAGAAGUUCCCCAAUAUCUCGCAAGAAAUGAAAAGUUUAAAGCAAUUAUUAUUGGACGGGACUAGUAUCAGUGAGUUGCCUCCAUCAUUUGGGAAUCUCACUGGGCUUACUAACAUAUUCCUCGGAAGCAAUUUGGUACAUCUUGCAGUUCCAGAUAGCAUCUAUAAAUUACAACAUAUUGUGGGUCUCACUCUUGAGAACGAUGUCAUGUUUCCAAAGGAUGUGGUGUUUGACAGAGAACCACAGUGCAAAUCUUAUGAGGGCUUUCCCAAUGCCUUUCCGCGCUUGAAUUAUCUGUCUAUUCAAUUCUUCCAAAUUCGUUCAGAAAUAGAUUUUAUUUUGAAUUCUUGUUGUCCCCUCACAUUGGAGAAGUUAGACAUAUGCUUUAGCAAUGUUGUUACCCUUCCAGAAAGGAUUAGCAGAUUUAAAAGAUUACACACACUUGAUACUCAUGAUUGCAAUGAACUUCGGGAAAUUCCAAGACUUCCACAAAGUAUAAGAACAGUAGAUGCAUCAAACUGUAGCUCGUUGGAUUCAUCAUCAUCUAGCAAAUUACUUCUUCAGUUUGCAGAAAUUAUAAAGCUUCCACCAAAUAUACCAACAUGUUUUAGUUUGAGAAGCCACUACAUGUUAAUGGGUGCACAGUCAUCUAGUAGAAUAUCCCCUGUGAAUGAUAUCACCCAUACUGAAUAUCAGAUUACAAUACCAGGAAAUGAGAUUCCAAUUUGGUUCAACCAUCAAUGUAUGGGAAAUUACAUAUCAUUUUGGAUUGGUCCGGAAAUUCCAAAAUUUGCUCUCUGUGUUGCCUUCGGAAUGGAGAAUGCUUAUUGCGAUUUUUAUUAUCAAGUCGAUAUGUCCAUCAAUGGUAGUCAACGAAUGUUUGAAAGAACGAGCUACAUGGGACAGCUGUCAGAUUGUCUACGUUUUUCCUGUAGACCUCAGAGCUUUUUGCAGGAGCAAUUUCAGGACUUGAAUCUAGGUUAUUGGAAUCAUGUUGAACUUUUCUGUGAAACCUCUCUUUCUUCUCUUUAUCCCCAAGAAUUUCCUCCGAUGAUUAAAAGAAUAGGGGUCCAUGUAGAAUGCAUUUGUCGUCAUCCUCAAAAUCCCGGUAUCUUCCAAUUCAACUAUGAUGGGUUCCAACCCCGAGGCCAUCCCAAGUGUCAAUGUCACUCUCCCAAAAUCAUCCCAAGUGCUAUGGAUGGUGGUGAAUCAUCCUCCGUCCUUCAUAACACUUUUUACGAUAUUGACUGUCUAGAAGCUUUGGGGUUUUCAGUGGAGGAGAUAAGUGAGCUUUACUCAAGUUUGAUGGGCUUUCAGAGUGAUGACUGUGAUCUGGAGGAGAUAAGUGAGUCAUCAAUUGCAGAUCCGUUGAACCCAUUGCAAAUAAUGUUUCAGAUGCUACAUAACGUCAACCCCUUUAGUCUCCCAUGGUGA